This is a messenger RNA of Syngnathoides biaculeatus (alligator pipefish), 6187 nucleotides long. RefSeq names its product POZ/BTB and AT hook containing zinc finger 1 (gene patz1). The record is from RefSeq and is a predicted model, not a curated record. Lineage: Eukaryota; Metazoa; Chordata; Actinopteri; Syngnathiformes; Syngnathidae. Gene Ontology annotation, molecular function: protein binding. Gene Ontology annotation, biological process: regulation of immune system process; regulation of cytokine production; negative regulation of transcription by RNA polymerase II. The transcript is spliced from 6 exons. Bases 1873 to 4104 code for a protein of 743 amino acids.
AUUGAUUUCAACCGGAAGAAAUGUCUUUUCAUCUGUGCAGGUUUAAUAUAUUCAUCGGCGUAGGCCAGGACGGCGCUAGCCUGAGUGUUUGGGGACUGAAGUAUUCCUCUUACUGUAGAGGCAUGUCGCAUUUGGACGUGGGAUUUAAAACUACAUUAAAAGGGUAGAAAAAUAUUUGCCCGUCAUUGUUGGUUUGGCGCUAUCAACCUUAUUAAUUCAGUUCAUUUUGUGAAAGCAUCUCAAGGACAAAAGACUAUUUUAUGUAUAUGUGAAUUAAGGUGUUGGUAGCGUUUAUGCUGUGAGUUUUUGGAAAAUGACACUAGCUAGGAUGAUACUGUCUUAAAUUAAUUUUAUGUAAUUGUGUAAAACAUGACAAAUUUCAAUCAUUGUUAAAAAUGAAAACUCGGCACUUAUGCGCUAAUGGUGACCUUUAAAGCUGAAUUGUGAGACCGUUUUUCAUCAAUUAUAAACCUUUUAAGCAUCUGCAGAUGAGAUCCAGUGGGCUCCACCAAUGUUCAACUAAUUUACUUUGCCAGGUUUUUGUAUGGUUUGGUCUUCAUAAAGGUGAAAUGGGUGAACGAACUAGCAGCUUAAUGUUGCCAUUGAACCCGUUUUCAUUGACUAUUAAUUAUUUUGGUUCCAUGGACAUUCAAAUUGACAGGCUGCUGCUGAAUCAUGACAUCAAGGGCAAGUUUUAUAUCACUAUUUUUUUAAAAUGUUUACAUAUGGGCGGCACUGUGAACAACUGGUAAGAGCAUCUUUAUCACAGUUCGGAGGAUCGAGGUGCAAAUCCCAGCCCCAUCUGUGUGGAAUGUGCACGUUUUCCCUGUGCCGGUGUCGAUUUUCUCCAAGCACUCCGGUUUCCUCCCACAUCCCAAAAACAUGCAUUAAUUGGAGACUAAAUUGCCCUUCAGUGUGGUAGUGCAACUGGUUGUUUUCUCUAUGUGCCCUGCAAUUGGCUGGCAACCAGUUCAGGGUGUACCCCGCCUCCUGCCCAUUGACACCUGGGAGAGGCUCCAGCACUCCCCUUGUGAGGAUCAGCAGCUCAGAUAAUGGGUGUUUGCAUUUAGCUGAUAUCUCAUAAUUUCUUGACAAAUAUCUUUUGUAAAACUGAACCUGAAAGACACAUUUUUGCUUUUUCAUAUAGUAAAACAUUUGUUACAUUCUGUAGCAAAUUACAAAACAAUGUGCAAUAUAAUUACAUUGAUGGGAAGAACAUAUCUGAUACGCCCAUAGUGUAUAUGUUGGGGAAAACACAAUUUUUAAUUUUUAGUUUAAUAUAUUUUGCACGCAAAUAAAAAAAAAUGAAGCUUUGAUGACUCUUUGUAAGAAAAGGGGGACAAAAACACUGUGCCUCAGGGGCGCGCUCAGGUCUGCAUGUCGAUCGUCGAGCAGAGAAAGCUUUGAGGUCGACGUUCGGUGGGGGGAGGGCUUUUGUCACACAAACAGGAAGAGAAGACCGCGUUAAUAUUUACCCAACUGAAUUAAAAAGACUCCUGGAGAAUAUCUCUCCUUAAUAGGGAGGUUAAAAGCGAAUUAUGUGAUUAAAAACAGGCAGGAGUGAUGAGCCUUUCUAACAUUUUUUCUUAAAAAAUGCCAGCGACUUCCCCCCACCCUCCCCACUCGCGCCCGUCAAGAAACCCGGGUCAAAGUGCACAGGAAGCUGGGGGGCUGCCAUCUUUAGCCAGUUUGCUAAUGCUAGCGUCGAAACGUUAGAUCCCGUCAAGGCGACGACGGGGAGGAGCGGUCGGUUCGGGGGGGAUUUUCUAGCUAGCUGUCCUCCGAAGCUCCUUUGCGAAUCGUAAACACCGUUCUUUUAUUUCCUCCUCCGACCCCCGCCGCUCACGACCACCGCCGGUGGAUGCAUUCGGCAUGGAGAAGCUAUCCGAGCCGUCUUGGACUUCUUCGUACACCUACCAGGUGAGCAAGCACAGCGCCGAGAUGCUACACAACCUCGACGUCCAGAGGAAAGAUGGAGGCAGGUUCUGCGACGUGAUUCUGCGCGUCGGCGAGGAGAGCUUCCCGGCGCACAAGGCGGUGCUCGCGGCGUGCAGCGAGUACUUCGAGUCGGUGUUCGGGCGUCAUCCGGACGACGGCGACGCCAGGGAGCUGGAGAUGCACACGAUCAGCCCCAAAGUUUUCAAAGACAUCUUAGACUUCGCUUACACGUCGAGGAUCGUGGUGCGGCUCGAGUGCUUCCCGGAGUUGAUGACAGCUGCCAAGUUUCUGCUGAUGCGCUCGGUCAUCGAGAUCUGCCAGGAGGUCAUCAAACAAUCCAAUGUGCAAAUCCUGGUCCCGUCCUCCCGGGGGGGAAACGCCAGCCUUUUCCAGGCCACCGGAUCCGCGGAGCUGGGCUUCUCGAUGAGCCAGCAGCAGGAUCUGGUGAGUGGGACGGCGCUGGUAGGCUUCUCGAACAAUGGACAUCAGGUGGAUGGGAGCGAAGCCGCGGCCGCGGCCGCCGUACUACUGGAGAACGCCGCCGAAGGGUCGAUGCCCAUCCUGCAGCCCGUCGACGGCCUGUCCGUGUCGCCCGAGACGACAACGUUGCACCACGACGCCGGUUCAAAGAGGGGCAGGGGGCGACCCAAGAAGGCUAGCGGCCCGGAAGAGCCCGUCCGCUUCAACCACAGCCCGCAGAAAAACAUCGUGCUCUUUCCGUGCGGCGCUUGCGGCAAAGCCUUCACGGAAGCCUCCCGCCUGAAGAACCACGAAGCCCAGCACGGAGCCGUGGUCGGAGGCCGCUCGACGCCGGGCGGCAUGGCUCUGCUGGGCCAGGAGAACGACUCGCAGUUCCACGGGGGGCUGGCGCUGGACAACGGCCGCAAGCGCGAGAGGACCCGGCGUCACGUCGGCUGUGACAUAUGCGGCAAGGUUUUCCGCGACGUGUACCACCUGAACCGACACAAGCUGUCCCACUCCGGGGAGAAGCCGUACGCGUGCAAUGUGUGCGGUCUGCGCUUCAAACGCAAAGACAGGAUGUCCUAUCAUGUGCGCUCCCACGACGGUUCCGUGGGCAAACCGUACGUGUGUCAAAGUUGCGGCAAAGGCUUUUCCAGACCAGAUCACCUGAAUGGGCAUAUCAAACAAGUCCAUACAACAGAGAGACCCCACAAGUGCCAGAUUUGUAAUGCCUCUUUUGCUACAAGAGAUCGCCUCAGGUCACACCUCGCAUGUCAUGAGGACAAAAUUCCGUGCAAAGUUUGCGGCAAGUUCCUCCGAGCGGCCUACAUGUCGGACCACCUCAAGAAACACAGCGAAGGAACACACAACUACUGUGGCAUUUGCAACAAAGGUUUCUCAACUGCCUCCUACCUUAAGGUGCACACAAAGACACACCACGGCUCCUCACUUCCACCUUCCGCCACGUUGCAUACCUUCCCUGAGCCAAGCGGGGAACUGCAGAUGCACAACGGCACACCUUACCACAUGGGACACCAGUGCUCAGUGGAAGACGGCAGUCGUCAGCUGGCGGGGGCUCGCUUUCACGGGCUUUCUGGACAUCAAGGUCUCCCGCAGCCCGGCCCUCCAGCCUUGGGCCCGCAGCCCGAGCUGCUUGUAGGGAAGACAGGCAGGUCUCCGUAUUUCUGGGAGUGUCGCUCCAGUGGGGUACCCGCUUUCCCCGUCCACGGGCCUGCCGCAGACGGACAAGAAAAUGGAGAGAAAUGCCCUCAUCUGGAGUCUGAAGAGUCAGAUCCUUCUUUCGGGGAACUUUCCAACUGUGAUGAAAUGAAGUCUCUCCACAAAUCAGACAGGUCGGAGCUGGAGAUGCCCUCGCUGGCCUGCAACGGAACCUCCGCGGGGGCCCUGGGUUCUCCGGAGGGUCCCAAAGCCAAGACGGACCCCGAGAAGAAAUUCAACUGCGGCAUCUGCGGUCAGGCUUUUCGCACCAAGUCCUACCUCAGGAAACACCAGCACAGAGUACACAAAACCCCCAGGGCCCAGGCGGGGUCCGGGUCGAGUUUGAGCGAGCUGGCCCCCUUCUCGCCUCAGCAGAGCAUGUCCCUGCUCGAGUCUUUCGGCUUCCAGAUAGUCCAGUCGGCCUUCGCCUCCUCGCUGGUGGACGCGGACGCGGGUCAAAGCGGGUUGGACUUCGGAGGGAAGUGACACGCGCGCUUGGUCUCUCGACUUUCCCCUUCGAAGGCAGGUUGGCCACCGAAGAUGCUCGGCGUUCGACGACUUCAUAACUUUGCCUCAAGACUACUUCUCUUGCUUAAUGUGUAUAUUUUUGCCAGACUGCCAUAUGAUUCCUACUUUUUCUACUUUUUUCAGAGUAUGGAACGCGCAUAAACGGUGUUGUAAUUCUUUAUAACGAAAAGACAUGAAGGCGGAGAUCGAUGUCCUUUGUACUGUAUCAUUGUUUGGAAAACCACAUUUGGUUGCUUUGGAUUUUUCUCUGAGCGUUCGUGGUUGCACGCGUUUCUGGACGUGACUGAUCCACGAACGCACCCGACCGGAAAAAAAUCUCUGCUUUGACAGCAACGGGCACCGCUUGAGUUCGUAUUUAUCUCGCCCGUUUUUCCCCACACGGGGUUGUUUAAUCAAUCGCAGAUUUCAAGAAUUUGAAUCUGUUCAAUGCGAGCGAACAUGUUUUUGUUUUUUUUCGCAUUUGCUUUAGUCACAAAAAUAAGCAAAGCACCGACAGAAGGCGAAAGUUAAAAGGCACUUUCUAUUUUGCGUUUCACAUUUGCGUUUGAAUCCGAACGUCUUUUGCUGAAACAAAUCAAAAAAAUGAGGCUGUAGAAGGUUGUUGUUAUUGUUGUUGUUUUUUUUUUAUAUUUCAUAGCUAAAACGACACAGGAUGCGAUGGUCUCGUCUCCUGGCGGCAAAAGUUCCAACCUGAAACGCGCCACGAGCCCGCUGGCAAUUCUGUUCCCCAACCACCAACGUUCCCAAAACCCUUUGUGUCCCCCACCCCUCCCCUAUUUCUGUUCAUUUACCAGGGGGUAGGGGGGGACCAAGGUCAGCUAGAUUAUCAUUAUAUAUUUUAAGAAAUGUAGAUUCUAUUUUAUUAACUUAUUUAUGCCCUGGAUUUUGGGUACCGUUUGAUUUCUUUGUGCGUGUAAAUGUGAAACUAAAUGUUUUUGUCGGAAUUGAAAGCUUUUGUAAGUUAUGUUUCGGGGGGGGGGGGGGGGGUACGAGCGCGUCGAUAUGCUCGUUUUAACGAUGCGAUCCAGCAGCAUCCGGACCAAUUCCAAACUCCAGUUUUCCGUCUUCUGUCUCUUUGUAACAUUCCUCUGGAACCGAAGCGAGAGGCAGGUCUACUGUAUUGUCGCACGGAAUCUCGCUUAAGAAUCGCGAGGGGAUAUUUGACGACACGAGCUCCCGUGCCGGCGGGAAGGAUUUACUUUUAUGACAACUCACGUUUAAAAAAAAAAAAAAAAUGUUUCUGUUUGUCUCUUUGCAUUGACCAACGCGUUUCCCACACCAAGUCAACCGUUUUAUUCCCCCCCCCCCCCAACUCGCUGCAUUUUAUUUUGAUUUGAGAGUGACCGUGUUGUUUCUGUUUUAUUUAUGGUUAUAUAAUAAAUAUUAACGAGUGUAUAUACCAUCCAUAUGCACAUUCUAGAAAUAUAUAUAAAUAUUGAACCAACCAUUGAGGUUUGUUUCCGGUGGACCUGUACAUAAACAGAUUUUAAUUUUUGUCUUUGUCUGUUGCGCUAGAAGCUUAACUUAUGUUGCGUUCCAUCUUUUGGCUGAGUGUCAAUCAACUGCGAGCGGUCACAUGAUGCUUUUGAUUUGUCGUUUUGGUGUGAAUUUUGCUUCACUCACAUCGGUACUUAAUUGUCACAGUUUUUGUUUUCAUUUCGCCCCAAAACGUUCGGCUUUCUUCUUUCGGUCUGUUGCGAAGUGCCUUCCACGUACUGAUUGUGCACAGCAGUGGAUUUAAAGGUUGUCUUUCGGCAAAUUGUACUCUCGACUCGCAUUGGAACUUCUUUUGAUUAUUUUUACAAAACACACAGAAAUUGUACAGCAUCUAAACUUGGUAUUUACUAUAUCAUCAUAGAAAACAAAACACACAAAAAAAAAAUGCUUUUAAAAUGUGCGCUACAUGUUUUGUUGUCUUUGGACAUAUUUCAGUAUAAGCCACAUACUUUUCUACAGUAUAAAUCUUUGUUUUUGUACUCUGUUAUUGAGUCUCUCUUGUUGCCAUAGAGACGAGGAUCCAAUAAACUGCAGUGGAAAAGCC